AGAACACAAAUAGACUAACUCAUGGGGUUCAGCCACUACAGAAACAUGCCAUGUUAUGUGUUCAUGUUGUCUUGUUUCUUUAUGUAUUCUGCAGCCAUCCACACCAUAAGAACUAAUGAGUCUCUCAGGGAUUCAGAAGUUUUGAUUUCCGAUGGAAAUAUAUUCAAGUUGAGUUUUUUCAGCCCACCAAAUAGCAGUCGCCGUUACCUCGGUGUCAUGUACAAUCUCCCGGUGAUGACUGUAGUAUGGGUAGCUAAUAGAAAUAAACCUCUGAAUGAUUCAUCUGGAACAUUUCAGAUAUCAUCAGAUGGCAACCUUGUGAUCUUGGAUGGUCGAAAGGAGAUUGUGUGGUCGACUAAUCUUUUAACUUCAGUUGUGAAUACACGUGCUGUGCUCUUGGACACAGGGAAUCUGGUCCUGCGAGAUGACUCCAAUAAUGUGAGUGUUUGGGAGAGCUUUCAGCGUGCUUCCGAUUCUUGGUUAGAGAAGAUGAAGAUUGCUACAGAUUUGAGUAGAAAGGAGAAGAAUUUACUGACAUCAUGGACAAGUCCUGAUGAUCCAGCACCUGGAAGAUUCACCUUCACCAUUGAGCCUUUAGACGUUCCUCAGUCGUUUAUUUGGAAGGAUGGAAAUCCUUACUGGCGCACUGGUCCCUGGAAUGGUCAGAUAUUUACUGGGCUUCCAUACAUGAGCUCUGCCUAUGGUUAUGGGGUCAAGGUUGUCACUGAUUCUCCGGAAACUGCAAAUCUAAUACUUACCCUUACAAAUUCAUCUGUUUUGGUACACAUUUUCUUGAACUCUUCAGGGAGUCUAGAGCAGAAGGUGUGGUCUGAUGAGAAGAAAGGGUGGGACGUAACAUGGUCGUCAACAAGUAUUGAGUGUGAAACGUAUGGUAAGUGUGGACCUUUCGGAAGCUGUGAUGCUCAAGACAGGCCCAUAUGUUCCUGUUUUCGGGGCUUCAUGCCAAGAAGCAAAGAUGAGUGGGCUGCAGGAAACUGGACAAGAGGCUGCACCAGGAAAACGCACCUCCAAUGUGAACAGAACAAUUCCGUUGGCAAACAAGAUGAGUUUCUAAAGCUGGAGGGAGUAAAGUUGCCGGAUCACUUCAAAUUGUUUCUCUUUUCUGAAGGAGAAUGCAGAGAGGCAUGCUUGAGUUAUUGUUCUUGUAUAGCUUAUGCAGUUCCUAUUGGAAUUGGAUGUCUGCACUGGACUCAAAAUUUGACUGAUACUCAGAAGUUUACUUAUGGUGGUGAUGACUUGUACAUUCGAUUGGCACAUUCAGAACUAGCAGAUAAGAAGCAAGACCACAUAACAAUUAUUACGGCAACAGUGGUUCUGGGGUUUGUACUUGUUGCCAAAUGUGCAUACUUUUUGCUGGAAUAUUUGUCCAAUUUCAGAGGACAUUCUGAUGAAAACACACUCAAACAUGAUAAGUAUGGUGUUAAACUUGAGGACUUACCUACAUUUAGAUUUUUGAUGCUCUCAAAUGCAACACAAAAUUUUGAUCCCGCGAAUAAGCUUGGACAGGGUGGAUUUGGUUCUGUCUACAAAGGGAAAUUUCCAAAUAGAGUAGAAAUUGCUGUAAAAAGGCUAGCAAGAUCCUCUAACCAAGGGGUGGAGGAGUUCAUGAAUGAGGUUGAGGUCAUUUCAAGGCUUCAGCACCGCAAUCUUGUCAGACUUCUUGGUUGCUGUGUGGAGUCUGAAGAAAAAUUGCUUGUUUAUGAAUAUAUGCCCAAUGGAAGCUUGGACGCCUAUCUCUUCGGUUCACAUAAACAUGACUUUCUUGAUUGGCAAAGACGCAAACUAAUUAUUGAGGGGAUUUGUCGAGGCCUGCUUUACCUGCAUCGCGAUUCAAGGUUAAAGAUUAUUCACAGAGAUCUCAAGGCAAGUAAUAUCUUGUUAGAUGAGGUGUUUAAUCCUAAAAUCUCCGACUUCGGUAUGGCAAGGAUUUUUGGUGGCAAGGAUGAUGAAGCUAAUACAACAAGGGUUGUUGGGACAUUUGGAUAUAUGUCCCCGGAAUAUGCACUCCGUGGUAUAUUCUCUGAAAAAUCUGAUGUCUAUAGCUUUGGCGUUCUAUUAUUAGAAAUUGUGAGUGGAAAGAAGAAUUCCAGUUUUUAUGAUGAAGAUCAAAAGCUCUUCCUUACAGCUUAUGCAUGGAAACUGUGGAAUGAAGGAAAGAUAGUAAAUUUGAUGGAUCCAGAAAUAUGUGAUAGUGGAGUAGAAGAUGAUGUAGUGAGAUAUGCAAAUGUAGGUCUGCUGUGUGUACAAGAAAUGGCAGCAGAUAGGCCUAACGCGUCUACAGUUCUGUCGAUGCUUAGCUUUGAGAUCGUAGAGCUUCCUCACCUGAAGCAACCAGCAUUUCUUGGAAUGCAGAGCUCUCGAGCUACAGAGUCCGCUACAAGUAAAUGUUCCACCAACGAUGUCACUAUUUCUAUAUUAGGAGGAAGGUAGCCUUGACUGAGUGAGACCUCUUUUUCGUGUUAAUAGCUAUGAAAGAGCUGAUUAUGUAUGUUUAGUUGAUAUAAUUGUUUUCUGGUGUUGAGUCAGGUUUAGUAGUUGUGGUAUGGAGAGAGAACCAGAGAAUCUAGAAUUAGUACAGCUGUGUUCUUGUUUGCUUGAACCUAGCUAGCUUUUUUUUUUUUUUGGUAUUGUUGUCUAAAUUAUUUGAGUUUUUCUGGAAAAAUAAACAUUUGACAGCACAAGUAAUAUUAACAGAAUCCGAUUUCGGUGGCCCA
Molecule: messenger RNA, 2735 nt
Organism: Salvia miltiorrhiza (redroot sage)
Lineage: Eukaryota; Viridiplantae; Streptophyta; Magnoliopsida; Lamiales; Lamiaceae
Product: G-type lectin S-receptor-like serine/threonine-protein kinase At1g11300
Exons: 7
Coding region: 22-2451 (809 amino acids)
Biological process (GO): recognition of pollen; protein phosphorylation
Molecular function (GO): ATP binding; protein serine/threonine kinase activity
Source: RefSeq, a predicted model, not a curated record